AUGCCAACGCCGGUGAAUACGGCGAGAGAAUGCUUAACGGAGGAAGCUGCACGUGCCCUCGACGAUGCUGUGGCGGUUGCUCGUAGGAGGAGUCACGCGCAAACGACGUCGCUUCACGCGGUUUCUGCUCUUCUAGCGAUGCCGUCGUCGAUUCUCCGGGAGGUUUGCGUCUCACGCGCUGCUCGGAGUAUUCCUUACUCCUCGCGUCUUCAGUUUCGAGCUCUGGAGCUUUGCGUCGGCGUUUCACUCGAUAGGCUUCCGUCGUCGAAGUCUUCUACGGCGGCGGAAGAAGAUCCACCGGUUUCGAAUUCGCUUAUGGCGGCGAUUAAGCGGUCGCAGGCGAAUCAGAGACGGCAUCCGGAGACUUAUCAUCUCCAGCAGAUCCACGCUAGUAGCGGCGGUGGUGGGUGCCAGACGACGGUUUUGAAGGUUGAGUUGAAGUAUUUCAUUUUAUCGAUCCUUGACGAUCCGAUUGUGAAUCGGGUCUUCGGCGAAGCAGGGUUUCGGAGCUCCGAUAUUAAGCUCGACGUGCUUCACCCUCCGGUAACGCAAUUCUCUUCCCGUUUCUCACGAGCUCGUUGUCCUCCUCUCUUCCUCUGUAAUCUUCCGAGCUCAGAUCCAAAUCGUGCGUUCCCGUUUGGUGGGAGUAGUGGUUUUGAUGAGAAUUCUCGGAGAAUUGGAGAAGUAUUAGGUCGAAAAGAGAAGAAGAACCCUCUACUUGUUGGUAAUUGCGCUAAUGAAGCUCUUAUAACAUUCACGGAUUCGAUCAACAGUGGGAAGCUAGGGUUUCUUCCUCCGGAGAUUAGCGAGUUAAGCGUAGUUAGCAUAGAGAAAGAGAUUAGUGAGAUUUUAGCUGAUGGAUCAAGAACUGAAGAAGAGAUUCGAGUGAGACGUGAUGAUUUAGUUAGAAUCACAGAGCAAAAUGGCUCGAAACCAGGGGUUGUGCUUAAUCUGGGAGAGUUGAAGGUCUUAACCAAUGAAGCUGCUUCUGGUGGAAAGAGUAAUGCUUUGGAGAAUUUGGUGUCGAAGCUCUCGGAUUUGCUGAAACAUCAAAGUAAGAAACUAUGGUUAAUCGGAUGUGUAUCGAGCAACGAGACGUACACGAAGCUUCUGGAUCGGUUUCCUACGAUUGAUAAGGAUUGGGACCUUCAUGUUGUUCCAAUCACAUCCUCUAAACCCUCCGGUCAAGGGGUUUAUCCAAAAUCAAGCUUGAUGGGAUCCUUUGUUCCGUUUGGAGGGUUCUUUUCGUCUACAUCAGAUUUCCGAGUACCGUUAAGUGGUACAACGAAUCAGACGCUCCCUCGAUGUCACCUCUGCAACGAGAAGUACUUGCAAGAAGUAGCCGCUGUUGUAAAGGCCGGUUCGAGUCUUUCUCUGGCUGAUCAAUGCUCCGAGAAGUUACCUUCUUGGUUGCGGGCUGCAGAGACAGAGUUAGACAAGGGAACAACGGGAAGUAGUAAGGCUAUAGAUGACCCAAACGCAUUGGCUUCUCAAACUGCAGCUCUGCAAAAGAAAUGGGACAACAUAUGCCAAAGUAUCCAUCAAACUCCGGCGUUUCCUAAACUCGGUUUUCAGUCCGUGAGUCCGCAAUUCCCAGUUCAGACCGAGAAGAAUGUGAGAAGCUCAACCGAGCAAACUAGUCCCGGAUUUCCCAGCAGAACUCCUGAAAGCUUUCUGGAGACACGUAAACUGCCGAAUCCGACAAUCUCAACGCCAAAGCUUAUGGAGGAUGUCACGACUUCGGUGACUAACCGCAUGGCGAGUCCGCCUUUGAGCUGUGUUACUACAGAUUUAGGGUUGGGAGUAAUCUAUGCAUCAAAAAGGCAGGAAUCAAACACACUGAGAGAGAAACCGCUGCUGGUGACUGUAAACUCUUCUUCAGAACAUAAAUAUCGGAAAGAUUUCAAGUCUCUCAGAGAAUUACUUUCUAGUAAAGUUGCCUGGCAGUCGGAAGCUGUGAACGCCAUUAGCCAAAUUAUCUGUGAAUGCACAAGCGACUCCACAAGAAGAAACCGCACAAGUGGUAUUUGGCUGGCUCUUCUUGGACCAGAUAGAGUUGGGAAGAAGAAAGUAGCGUCGGCUCUUUCUGAAGGCUUCUUUGGUGGCCAGGUCAACUGCAUCUGUGUGGAUUUCGGGGCAGAGCACUGUUAUAUUGAUGACAAAUUCAGAGGUAAAACAGUGGUUGAUUACAUAACUGGUGAAUUAUCAAGGAAACCACACUCUGUUGUUUUACUCGAAAACGUGGAAAAAGCCGAGUUCCCGGAUCAGGUCAGAUUGUCUGAAGCUGUGAGUACUGGGAAACUCCGUGAUUCGCAUGGAAGAGUGAUCAGUACGAAAUAUGUGAUUGUUGUUGCGACUUCUGGCAUUGGCAAGGACAAUGAUCAAGUUACUGAACCUGUGACGUUUUCCGAGGAAAGAGUUCUCAAUGCAAGAAGAUGGAAUCUGCAGAUAAAGUUAGCCGAUGUCCCUAAAAUUGGGGUAAAUAAGAGAAAACAUGAGCCAGAAACAGAGCAACGUGCAGAGAAGACGCAACGCUCAUAUCUCGAUCUGAAUCUUCCAGUGAAUGAGACAGAAGUUGACUUCGAUCAUGAAACAGAGGACGCAAAAGCUUGGUUUGAUGAUUUCAUCAAACAAGUAGACGGAAAAGUGACGUUUAAACCGGUUGAUUUCGAUGGGCUAGCCAAGACCAUUCAGGAGAACAUUGUUUCACAUUUUAAGCAAUGCUUUGGAUCGGAAACGCAUCUAGAAAUAGAUAGUGAAGUAAUCGUUCAGAUUCUGGCGGCUUCUUGGUCAUCAUUAUCAUCAGGCAAAGAAGAGAAAACGGUUGAUCAAUGGAUGCAAACCGUUCUUGGUCCGAGCUUUGCUGAAGCAAGGCAGAAGUACGGUUCAAAUCCUACAUUCGCCGUGAAACUGGUUGCAUCUAGAGAUUUAGCUGCCGGAGUACAGUUGCCGGAGAAGGUUGAUGUGAUGUGA
Messenger RNA from Arabis nemorensis, 2973 nucleotides. The record is from the annotation of a GenBank genome assembly. NCBI's taxonomy places the organism in Eukaryota, Viridiplantae, Streptophyta, Magnoliopsida, Brassicales, Brassicaceae.